CUCUCACCUCCUAGCCAAAUAUUUGCAUCACUGUACGGAUAACUGCGCAGCUAUCGCCCGUUGAUCUGCGAGAUUGUCCUUGAAUGCCUACCAUGUCCUUCGUAAGCGACACAUCGCCACCCCAAAAUAUCACAGUCCCAAGGACACCAAGAUUGGAUGUUGUUUCUCGCAUGAAAACCUAUUUCGAUACAAUCGACUGGGAAGCUUGCCGCGACCAACCUUUGAAUGUCUCCGAUCUACCUUGGGAUAUCUUACCAAGUCUGGAGCACCUGCGUCCAUCAUCCCGACCCCCUAGAGAUCUGGGUGAUGGACAUAUGGUCACUGAUGAGGAAAUACACGUUACCGAAGCUAUCUUCCGAGAGUUUCAAACCCACUACAUCGAAGCUGGAGCGGUGCCAUCAUCAGUGGCAGAUACAUUCAACGGGGUGCAACAUAGGGGGAAAAUCUGCCUCGUGCUGGAGCUUAUCCAGCAGAGGGAACUUCUGGACAACUUUCUCAAAGCAGGUUUAAUGGACAGCUCCCUUCCGUUCUCCCUGGAUAAACUCACGGACCUAUUCAAAUCUCAUCCAGAGGGAGAGAGGCUUUCGAAACUGUUUGCCACCGAACAGUAUCGCGUCGUGGCAAGGGAAUGGCCGAAAGGGGAGCACAUUGACUUCCAAAGACUCGAACCACUCCCAUUUCGGUACAUUCGCUCAUUAAGUCGCGAAUGGGAGAUGUCAGUGAAUGAGGUUGAACAUCUUGCUUCCAAAAGAAAAUACGCAGAAAAACGUUGGUUCAGCGCUGCUAAAUCUGUCCGUGGCCGCCUGAUGAAAGAGGUGGAAAUGAUGAAAAGGUUGGACACAAGAUACCAUAUACUCGAGCUCUUAGGGAGCUACACCCGAGGAAACCAGAUGGGUCUUCUGUUGCAAUUGGCCGAAUGUGACUUAUGGCAAGCAUUGACGCUUUCUUUGUCUGACAGAAGGAAGAUAAUAUCAGAUGCCACGCUUUGGGAGGCUAUCGGAUGCCUGAGCACUGGUCUUGCUCACAUCCACGAUUGCGGCAUCCGCCACAAGGACCUUAAACCUCAGAAUAUACUUAUCCGUGAUGGACGUCUCCUAUACACCGACUUUGGUAUCUCUCGGGACAUCUCUGCAUUGACGUCUUCGCAAACGGACGGCACUCAGCGAGGCACACCCAAGUACAUGGCACCAGAGCUUCAAAACCGCGGCAAGAGCGGACGCGCUUCAGACGUCUUUUCCCUAGGUUGUGUCUUAGCAGAAAUUUACAGUACACUGAUUGGAUGUCCCCCGGGCAGUCAGGACAGCGUUUCAGCUUUGUCACCUUUCCAUGAAUGUAUUCAGGAUAUACAGAGUUGGCUUAAGGAGCGCUUCGAUGAUGCCAAAAAAGAUGCAGCGAUAAAGGCUGAGCCAAACUCAUACCUUAUUCCGGACGGAUAUGAUUCACAACUUCAGGCACCACUGCAGGUUGUAGUGGUCCAGAAAACGGUAUUAUGGAUCCAAACAUACGCCAAAAUGAUUCAAAAAGAUGCAGAGUGUCGACCAAAGAUACGGGACGUACUCCAGGCACUUGAAUGUAUGGAUACGGCUACCUGCGAAUCAUGCCGUAAAUACGGCCAUUCAAGGACAUACGUUUCAACUUCCCAUUCGACACUGAUGCAGAUCCCAUUUUUGCAGAUACAUGGCCUAUUUCCGCAGAGACAUACACUUGUGGUUUUCAAGACGGCUCCUGGGGCUUCGUCAAAUCAACGAUUGCUCCCUGGCAGCGUUCGGGAAACAUCUAUGCGAUACAUUAAAGCUGACCUACUUCCGUCAGCGGUCAACGGCGGUGGUGGAGGUAGUCAGAUUCCGUCGGCACCCAACGGAGCUUCGCUAUCGCUGGCACGUCUGUUUUCUCAUCACUAGCCUAGUUGAGCAGAGGCUAGUGAGUUCAAACUGAAGAGCAAAGAUUGUGCCGGAGUAAGAGUUGUCCUCACUUACAGCCAGGAAAAUAUCCCUACUAGCUAAAUAAUUAUUUCAUGGUUAUAUGGUAGGCUGAAAAUCGCAGUCGGAACGCCGAGACGUCUACAAAAGUAGCUAUUCAAUUCACUGUACUGGGCUUUCAAUUCAACAACCACUAUAUAGUUAUCAAAACAGAAACCAGAUGUAAACAUCGCC
This is a messenger RNA of Aplosporella prunicola CBS 121167, 2153 nucleotides long. RefSeq lists its product as uncharacterized. Gene Ontology annotation, biological process: mitotic DNA damage checkpoint signaling; protein phosphorylation. The transcript is spliced from 3 exons. The coding region runs from base 84 to 1901 and encodes 605 amino acids. Gene Ontology annotation, molecular function: ATP binding; protein serine/threonine kinase activity. Gene Ontology annotation, cellular component: cytoplasm; nucleus. Lineage: Eukaryota; Fungi; Ascomycota; Dothideomycetes; Botryosphaeriales; Aplosporellaceae. The record is from RefSeq and is a predicted model, not a curated record.